This is a messenger RNA of Drosophila montana, 1072 nucleotides long. Its product is annotated as parkin coregulated gene protein homolog. Gene Ontology annotation, molecular function: Hsp70 protein binding; Hsp90 protein binding. The record is from RefSeq and is a predicted model, not a curated record. Lineage: Eukaryota; Metazoa; Arthropoda; Insecta; Diptera; Drosophilidae. Bases 103 to 927 code for a protein of 274 amino acids. The transcript has 4 exons.
CAAGCAACAACAUUUUGGUCGCCGUCUCAAAAAGUCUUGUUCUAUUUAAAUACUUUCUGUGCGAGUAUAAUACAUCUGAUACAUUUUUUUUUUUAAAGAACUAUGAAUGACAAAAAGUGCCCGGACCUUCACGAGCGGGCCAAGCGCAUCCACGAGCCGGGCAGAGUAUGUCGCGAGCUGCUUUACUUGCGCUCGAAGCGGGUCAAGCGUGAGGUGCCCGCUUUUACCUAUCAGGCGCUGCAGAAGGGCACAGUGGUAAAACCGCCCACCAAAAUUGACAUAUUCAAGCGUCAGCCGGUGAAGGAGACCGUCUUUAAGAUCUACUUUAUGCGCGGCGACAUUCCCGUGGCUCUCUCUGGACGCAGCAACAAGCAGGACCCCACCAAGGAUCGACCGUUACGCUGGCAUUGCAUCCCCGAGGAUCUGGACUAUUGCUACUACCUGCCCAUCUUUCUGGACGGGCUGGCCGACAUAGACAGCGACACACGCCUGCUGGCGGUCAAUGCAGCCGUUGAUCUGAUCAUGCGACAGCCCCACAAGGUGCUCCCAGUGCUGCCCAAGCUGAUACUUCCGCUCAAGCGCGCCUUCCAGACCCGUGACAAGGGCAUCAUCAUCUCGGCCCUAAAGGUGCUGCAGUUGAUGGUGCGAUUGGGACCUUGCGUCGGCCAGGCCCUGGUGCCCUUCUAUCGCCAACUGCUGGCCGUAUGCAAUCUCUACAAGAAUGUCAAUGUGAAUUUGGGCGAGGGCAUCGAUCCAGAUCGCAGCAAGCGCAUUGGCGACGUCAUCGAAGACACACUAAAGCUACUUGAGUUCUGUGGGGGACCCAAUGCCUUCAUCAACAUCAAGUACAUGGUGCCGACCUACGAGAGCAGCGUCUUUCCGCGCUGCCAGGCCGCCGAUGUGCAGGACGUGAGCGCCAAGCACUAAUGACAGUUCCAAGUUUCUUCCAACUUUUGACAAACUUGUUUUGGUUCGGUUGCUUAGGUUAUAAUUAACUGAAAAUUAUCGUCAAUUAGGUUCGAAAUUUUAUGCAAUAAAGAAAAUCGGUAUGGUUAGAGCUAUACUACACUAA